UUUGCGCCACUCGCCUCUCUAGCUUCACGACCUGUGCAUCAUACCCGUAUCCUGAUCAACACGCAAUCUAACGCAAUGGCCGACGCCGCAGCUUCCCCCGCCCCAGCAAAGAAGGCCUCCAAGAAGGGAGUUAAGAAAACUGCCGCUCAUCCAAAGUACUCUUCGAUGGUUGCAAAUGCCAUCAGUGCCCUGAAGGAACGCAACGGCUCCUCCCGUCAAGCCAUUCUGAAGUAUAUCGUCGCCACCUACAAGGUUGAAGAGAAGGCCGCUACUACCCACCUGAAGCUUGCCCUGAAGCGUGGUGUUACCUCUGGAGCCCUCAAGCAGGUCAAGGGUGCUGGUGCUUCAGGUUCGUUCAGAAUUAACAAGCCCGACACUGAUGCCAAGCCCAAGGUCGCUGCCAAGAAGCCUGCAGCUAAGAAAGCUUCUCCCAAGAAGCCCGCAGCCAAGAAGCCUGCUGCCAAGAAACCCGCAGCCAAGAAGGCCACAGUUAAGAAGACUACAGCAAAGAAGCCCGCAGUCAAGAAGGCCGCCAAGAAACCAGCAGCUAAGAAGGUCGCUAAGUCUACGCCUAAGAAGACUGCAAAGAAGCCCGUUGCAAAGAAAACUGCCAAGAAGACUCCCAAAAAGUAGAUCGUGUGCUGUAGACUAUAGUGUAUUGUCAUCUUAAGGUGAAUUUUAUAAUUAUAACUCCGUUGGAGUAAUGUAUAGUAUAUUAAGAUAACUUGUACCUGAAAAGCCCUUGGUAAGGGCAGGAGAUCUCUUGUAUAUGAGAAUGUUUUAUUAAAUGUGUUUUUCUAUA
This is a messenger RNA of Procambarus clarkii (red swamp crayfish), 802 nucleotides long. Its product is annotated as histone H1-delta. Lineage: Eukaryota; Metazoa; Arthropoda; Malacostraca; Decapoda; Cambaridae. The record is from RefSeq and is a predicted model, not a curated record. Gene Ontology annotation, cellular component: nucleosome; nucleus. Gene Ontology annotation, molecular function: double-stranded DNA binding; nucleosomal DNA binding; structural constituent of chromatin. Gene Ontology annotation, biological process: nucleosome assembly; negative regulation of DNA recombination; chromosome condensation.